This is a messenger RNA of Aspergillus ruber CBS 135680, 1113 nucleotides long. Its product is annotated as glycoside hydrolase family 16 protein. Gene Ontology annotation, biological process: glucan catabolic process. Lineage: Eukaryota; Fungi; Ascomycota; Eurotiomycetes; Eurotiales; Aspergillaceae. Bases 1 to 1113 code for a protein of 370 amino acids. The record is from RefSeq and is a predicted model, not a curated record. The transcript is spliced from 2 exons. Gene Ontology annotation, molecular function: hydrolase activity, hydrolyzing O-glycosyl compounds.
AUGCAGACUCAACAGCUGAAAUACCUUACUGACACUGAUCCCUCACCACCUCUUAUUCGUCGUACCCCUCCUAUUACCACUACUUGUAACCUACGUGGUUGGUCCCGAGAAACUAAGUGGAUAACCGGAAUCAUGAUGACAAUUGUCUUCGUGGGAGUGGUCGUGGGUGCCAUCGUGGGUGGAGUCGUGGGCUCGAGGAAUCACCAAUAUCCGGACUACAGUCCGUUGCAGUACCAGCUUGUAGAUAACUACAUGGGGGCUGAUUUCUUCGACAAAUUUAAUUAUUUCAGCGAAGUGGAUCCUACGGGGGGCACCGUUGACUACGUCGAUCAAGCAACGGCCCAGGAUCUGAACUUGACCUAUAGCACUGGUGACUCAGCCGUUCUUAGGGUUGAUGCCUAUAAUGAAGCCACUGAACGUGGCCGUCGGUCUGUCCGCAUCGAGUCAAAGGUGCAGUAUGACCAUGGGCUGUUCAUUUUUGAUAUCGCCCAUACACCAGUUGGCUGUGGCACGUGGCCUGCCGUUUGGCUGCUAGGUCCCGAGCAUCCUUGGCAUGGUGAGAUUGACAUUGUGGAGACGGACAACCUGGCUCAAGACGGGAACAUCGUGACUCUGCAUACCUGGGAAGGCUGCAGCAUGGAGGGCGUCAAACGGAAACAGACCGGGAAGAAAACAAACCUGAAUUGCGGUGAUGGCGACGAGACUGGAUGUGAUGUCCAAGGCAAACCAAGAUCUGAUGGUGAGAAGAUGAAUAGAAAGGGCGGGGGUGUUUAUGCCUUGGAAAUGCGAGACGCUGGCAUCAGGACCUGGUUCUUCCGCCGCAGCAAGCUCCCGCAUGAUAUCGCGAACCCAGGAAAUGUUCCGGAUCCAUCGUCAUGGGGACGACCGUUGGCUGAUUUCCCUAACACGAAGUGUGACAUCGAGUCGCAUUUCGACAACAUGAGAAUCGUUGUCAAUAUUGAUCUCUGUGGUGAGCAGGGUGCUGAUCCGAAGCUCUAUACGGAGAAGUACCACUGUCCGGGGAAUUGUACGGAUUUUGUGAGAGGCAAUCCGGAGUAUUUCAUCGAUGCGUACUGGGAGUUCAAGGGCUUCAAGGUGUAUCAGGCCGAAUGA